AUGAGUAUAAUUCUACCGCUCUCUUUCCGUCCCGUUCGCGAGAGGGCUUACGAGAUGUUCCUCGUCCUGCACAUCCUACUCGCUGCUGCCACCCUCAUCCUCAUGUACUACCACGUCUUGGACUUUGGGUACCUGGCCUGGAUCUGGGCGUGCGUUGGAUUGUGGGCUUUCGACCGAUUUGUCCGUCUCGUGCGCAUCGCUCUGCUCUCGUACCGCACGCUUGGGGACGAGAACACCGUUGCGCGAAUGACGGCUACCGGCGGCUUGAUUCGAGUCAGCGUCCGCGCAUCGGGACCGUUCAAGCCCAAGCCCGGGCAGUACUACUUUCUCUACGAACCGCGCAGCUUGACGCCCUGGGAGAACCACCCCUUCACGCUCGCCUCAUGGAACACUACUGGCCGAGGUACGGAACUCGAGUUCCUUGUAGCUCCAAUGAAAGGCUGGACGCGGCGGCUGCAGCGUCGUAUCGACCGCGCAAACGGGCCAGCACGCAUGCGUCUCCUUCUCGAAGGUCCGUACGGCCACGAAGCUGAUUUGACGGGAUUCGAACACGUCCUCCUCGUCGCUGGUGGGAGCGGCAUCACAGGCGUCCUGCCGUACCUCUUUGCCUUGGGACAGAGUGAGCGGAAACGCAAGGUACACCUCGUUUGGGCGGCACGCACUGCCGAAUAUGCCGCCGACGUUCUCUCGAACGAGCUGAUACCCGCGAAACGGGAACAUGCUUCUCUUCAGCUCCACUUUACCCGCGAUGCGGCCACGCCUGCUGAGCUCGUGAAGGUGAUCAGCCAGACCGAGCCGUCCACUCCAACGGACAGCAGCGACAAGAGCGACAAGGACGACCAAUCCAGCACCGACGCCACCGAUGGCACAUCUGCUAAGGCCAAGCCUCGCUCGGGAUCGGCGAUUUACACGUACCGACCCGAAAUGCGCACCAUGCUCGCUGAAGCUGUGGCUGACGUAGUCGGCGGGGAGCGAUUGGCCGUACUCGUCUGCGGACCCUUUGCAAUGUGUGAUGACUUGCGCCAGGCCGUAGUUGACACCUAUGGCCAGGGUCCUGGACAACUUCCGGCGGCACAGUUGUCGUACUUCGAGGAGGCGUUCGGGUGGUGA
This is a messenger RNA of Trichosporon asahii var. asahii CBS 2479, 1110 nucleotides long. RefSeq names its product ferric-chelate reductase. Gene Ontology annotation, molecular function: ferric-chelate reductase activity. Gene Ontology annotation, biological process: copper ion import; iron ion transport; intracellular iron ion homeostasis. The record is from RefSeq and is a predicted model, not a curated record. The transcript has a single exon. NCBI's taxonomy places the organism in Eukaryota, Fungi, Basidiomycota, Tremellomycetes, Trichosporonales, Trichosporonaceae. Gene Ontology annotation, cellular component: plasma membrane. The coding region runs from base 1 to 1110 and encodes 369 amino acids.